UGUUCAUAUCAACAGCUCUGUUAUCUACUGGUUAUCUUGUUAUCUAUCGUGGUUAUCUAUGAUAUCAAUCUGUCAUCUGUCUAAACGACCGUCAAAAUAUUUAAUUUUCUAUAGAUCUAUUUAAUAGUUAAAAGCUGUGAAAGGAUAUUAUGGCUUUAUUAUUAAGGUUAACUGGCAACCAAUUAUUAAGACAUCAAAGCAAAACAUUAUGUAAAUUUGUGCGACCCGUAACUCUAAAACCUUCUCAGUAUGUUCCUCCAGUGCAAAUGGGUCAUGACGAACGAAAUAUGAAACUGGGGCGACCCCAAUCUCCCCAUUUGACAAUAUAUAAGCCCCAACUAACAGCGAUGCUCUCAAUAUCUCAUAGAGCAACAGGUAUUGUUUUGGCUGGUUAUGCUGUAAUGUUCAGCUUAGCUGCAGUUUGGUUGGAGUGCCCUAUAGAGUAUUAUAUUGAACAAAUUAGAUGUGCCGAACUAGGACCAGCUUGCAUAUUUGGAAUAAAAUUCACUCUUGCUUUUCCAUUGCUGUAUCAUUUCUGGAAUGGCAUUCGCCACUUAUUGUGGGACACAGGACGAUUUCUUACCAUUAAGGAAGUUUAUUUGACUGGAUGGACUAUGCUAGCCGUGACUAUUGCAUCUGCAAUAGUCUUGUCUGGAUACUAAAUGUUGGUAUUUUUUUUUCAAAAUUAUUGUUAUUUAUUUUACAGUUAUGUAAUUUAAUUUUAAUAUUUAAAAUUGUAUAAAUUCGAAAAUCUAUAAUAAAAGCCAUUAAUUUA
Messenger RNA from Sitophilus oryzae (rice weevil), 775 nucleotides. RefSeq names its product succinate dehydrogenase cytochrome b560 subunit, mitochondrial-like. The coding region runs from base 150 to 662 and encodes 170 amino acids. NCBI's taxonomy places the organism in Eukaryota, Metazoa, Arthropoda, Insecta, Coleoptera, Curculionidae. Gene Ontology annotation, biological process: tricarboxylic acid cycle; mitochondrial electron transport, succinate to ubiquinone. Gene Ontology annotation, molecular function: succinate dehydrogenase activity; electron transfer activity. The record is from RefSeq and is a predicted model, not a curated record. The transcript has 3 exons. Gene Ontology annotation, cellular component: membrane.